This is a messenger RNA of Somion occarium, 2116 nucleotides long. NCBI's taxonomy places the organism in Eukaryota, Fungi, Basidiomycota, Agaricomycetes, Polyporales, Cerrenaceae. The record is from the annotation of a GenBank genome assembly.
GAAUAUCGGGUGGAGAUUAUACGGGUCGUCCCUCCUACUCUCCAUUGAUAGACCUGUAUAAACGGCUGCCUACGGGAGACUAGGGAUCCACCAGCUUUAGCGCCUGCCUACUCUGCUUCGAAACUGAUCUUGCCGUUCGAUCCAGUACGGUAUGACACUACUGGACCCUUUACAGUCACAGAAAGGAGCUCUUAUUUAGCCCCACGCCUCUUGUAGCUGGCUACUCUACUAUGACCGGUGCUGAAGCUAUUCAAGCAGCUCGUAAUGCCAAGUCACUUCCCUAUGACGUUCUCUUGGAUUUGUUCACUUUCCUAGAUGCCACCGACAUAGUGAACUUCCUGAGCAGCUCCAAGUUGCUUUACUCUCAUAUCCUGGAUGAGACCAUAUGGCGAAAGCUUUCUGCUCGUUAUGGCGUGCGAGAUCUCUCCAUAUUCGGCGGUCACACCUGGUACGAUGUCUAUACUUGCCUCCUUCACACUUAUGGCCCCCUGUUGGGCUUAUGGGCGAAUGACUACCCAUUCAGAGGAAACAUCAUGGAAUGUCGUAUCAAUGUGGAUCGGAAGUGGUAUGGGAUUAUUUGUGAAGUAUGGAAGUUUCCAGCAGGUAAUGAUCUACCGGACAAUGACCGUGAUCCAUCUUUGCCUUCAUAUCACGAGUCAUUCCGCAUCGUUUUGACUAGGGAGGGAAUUGAUGCGUCCGGGACUGGAUGUCGCACGCGAAUUCAGUGGUAUCCACAUAGUCAACAAGGCGUUUCGUUCGACGAUAUGGACAGACAUCAAACACCGUCGCUGCACCUUCUCUCUCCCACAAAUCAGGCCACGUUCGUACACAUCGGAGAAAAUAUCGCCAUCCUGGCGGGUGGAGAGCAUCCUCGGAUGACAGGCCGGCUUCCUGACUUCCCAGGAACUGAGACUGUCUGGUAUGAACACAGCCGUGAAUGUCCCCGUAUGCCUCAGGAGCCAUCAUUUGAAUGUUUGGAUAGCCGAGAAUUUCUUUCACAGAGUGCUCGAACUCGUGCUAGCUAUAUGUAUUCUGCCCGCGUAGCUCACACAUUCCCCCCAGCCUUAAGCAUCUACCCGCAUCCAGAUCGUGGGGAUCCUUUGCGACUUCAUACGCCACAACUACCUAGGAUACUCCUAGAUUUGCGAGGCACUUCCACUGGAGAUGGUGGGAGUAACGUGCCUGUCAGGAAUCGCUACUACCCUCUUCGAAGUCCUGUCAGAGAGGCUCCCACUACCGAUGUUGGUGCUUCAGACUGGGACCCGACAGUUCUGGAAGGGAUCUGGCUCGGAGGGUAUGGGGCUCAUGGAACAGAAGUACUAUUCCUGGAGUGGAGCUCAGAGGGGAAGGAAGUUCGAGCAUGGAAGGUAACAGGCGAUGUGAACGUUCCUCGUGGGGCUAUAAGUUGGCGAUUCGAAGUGGCAGAGGACCAGCCUGAUAUUCUCGCCAAUGCCUUCGAAGAAUUACAUCCAAGAGCGCUAUACAGGGGAGUGGGGACGAUUAGCAGCUUUGGUUUCCUACCCGGUGAACAGGCCGAAACGCCACUAUAUGUGGCAUUAAUGGACUGGGAUGACAUUAGGGUCAGAUGGCCGGAGCUGCUAUCGACUUCCAGGUUCCGGCGGUAUAAAGGGAGGGAUCUUGCAUCUGAGCAGGUAAACGGCGGCAUGCGCAAGCCAACACCAUGGCUCUAGUUGCGAUCAAUAAAUAUAGAUGGUUAGUGAAUCGAGAUCAAGUGUCCUGAAUAGGCGUUUGACGUGAUUAUCUUAUACGAGUGCUUAGCGCAGGAUCGUGAUACAAGAAAAGGAUACUUUACACAGCAGUCGACAAACGCUAAUUCAGUGCUUGGGGACACGUCUGCGUCUCUCUAUUCCACAGAGAAUGCAGACACCCACAGAAUGCCUCACUUCCCAGCUUCUGAUCCAAUAUUGGUGACCUUUAUCAGGAAGAGUACAUUGUAUGCCUAGGUUUAAAGGUGAGAGAUUUGACAUGGCAUAGGAUGCCGCAGCCUUAUGCAUAGCAACAGCCAUGACAUGUUAUACUUACCGGGAACCAUAUGAUAUAGAAUAGAACUUAUCGAAAGAUGUAAAAUCCCUCAUAUUCAUUCAAGAAAUGAAGU